GCGGGAGGGCGGAGGCGGCAGUCGGGCCGCCAUGCUGCUCACCGUGUUCUGCCUGCGCCGGGACCGCAGCGAACUCACCUUCUCCCUGCAGGUGGACGCCGACUUCGAGCUGCAGAACUUUCGCGCGCUGUGCGAGCUCGAGUCCGGCAUCCCCGCGGCCGAGAGCCAGAUUGUCUAUGCAGAAAGGCCUUUAACUGACAACCACAGAUCAUUGGCCUCAUACGGCUUGAAAGAUGGGGAUGUGGUGAUUUUACGACAGAAGGAAAAUGUAGAGCCACGGCCUCCUGGCCAUUUUCCAGGUCUGCCCAGGAUAGACUUCAGCAGCAUUGCAGUACCUGGAAUGUCAACUCAGCAGCCUCAGCAACCAGCACAGCAUCUGCGCUCGUCACCACCUGAAGCACCUUCCUUCCCUCAGGGCUUGGACAAUCCAGCACUAUUGCGUGACAUGUUGCUUGCCAAUCCUCAUGAGCUGUCCCUGCUGAAAGAACGCAAUCCACCUCUGGCAGAGGCCCUGCUCAGUGGAGACCUGGAGAAGUUUACCAAGGUGCUUGUGGAGCAGCAGCAGGAUCGAGCCCGGCGGGAGCAGGAAAGGAUCCGUCUGUUUUCAGCUGACCCUUUUGAUCUAGAGGCUCAGGCCAAGAUAGAAGAAGAUAUAAGGCAACAAAAUAUUGAAGAGAAUAUGACGAUAGCCAUGGAAGAGGCCCCGGAGAGCUUUGGCCAAGUGGUGAUGCUCUAUAUCAACUGCAAAGUCAAUGGACAUCCAGUGAAAGCCUUUGUUGACUCAGGUGCCCAGAUGACCAUUAUGAGCCAAGCUUGUGCUGAAAGGUGUAACAUAAUGAGACUAGUAGACCGGCGGUGGGCAGGAAUUGCAAAGGGUGUUGGCACACAGAAAAUCAUUGGCAGGGUGCACCUCGCUCAGGUUCAGAUUGAAGGGGACUUCCUCCCGUGUUCUUUCUCGAUCCUUGAAGAGCAGCCAAUGGAUAUGCUUUUAGGACUGGAUAUGCUUAAGAGACAUCAGUGUUCCAUUGAUCUCAAGAAGAAUGUCCUAGUGAUUGGCACCACUGGCUCGCAGACGCCUUUCCUUCCAGAGGGAGAGCUCCCGGAGUGCGCUAGAUUGGCAUAUGGGGCAGGGAGAGAGGACAUGCGGCCAGAUGAGAUUGCAGACCAAGAACUGGCAGAAGCGCUACAGAAAUCCGUAGAGGAAGCAGAGAAUAGUGAUAAAGAAACUACCUCACUGGAAAUGCCAUCGUUACCAACUUCUGAUGGAUUGAAAAAUCCAGUCCAUUCUUCAGGACUAAGUUCCAAGAUCUGUAAUCCCACAAAUCAAUUACUUGACCGCUCUGUCUCCGCCCCUGCUUCAGUUGGCUCGCACAAAUCUAGCCUAGCAGAGAAAAUUGAUCCUGGAGCUGUGAAGUCUUUGGAGUCUUCAGCUGAAUGCCAGAUUACCCCAGAAAAAGACCAUUCUCAUCUGUUACACAGUCUUGCUGACCAUGCUUCUUCAGCAGACAAUGACCAGCAGACAGGAGAAGCCACUUAUCGUGGUCCUAAUAUCUCGUCACAGAAUACACUUGAAAAAACCGCUGCUGCUGAUAGUCUAAAGGAAAAGAAUACUAAAGCACGUGGCCACGAUCUGGAAUCUCCUCUAGAGGUGACAAGGGAAGAGAUGCCUGACACCAGUAUGUGUGCACAGCAGACAGUUCCAGCGUUACCUCUGCCUUCAGAACAACUGGAAUUGAACCAAAUGAAUGAGCUUCCUUUACAUCUGCAGAGAUACGAACCAGUAAAUGAACGACAUCUGGAGAAGCAGAAUGAACCAACUGACCCAGAGUAUCCUUGUAACAUUGGUGGCCUUGAGUUACCUGCUCUGGGGGAGCAGGGCCUUACAAACAUUCAGCCAGAAUCCCUUGCUGACUCUCUUGCUGAGAAGAGAGGACACGGACUGGAGAAGGUAGGGCUUUCACGUGAGAGAGAAAAUGCCCAAAUGUCAGCAUCCUGUAGCUGUACGCUUACGGAAACCUUCAUGGAAAUAGAUGUAGGUGAGCAGCCUGCAAUUGAAGUGCGUGGCUUGUCAAGGGAGCAGAGUGCUCAAACUAAGACCAUUAGUGCAUCUGGUCUGAAUAUCGACUGUCCUUUGAUGGAGAUGGAAUCAUCAAAGCAGGAAUCUUCUUUGUCUGAACCUUUGAAUAAUCCAUUUUCCACUAGUGAUUUACUGUUGCCUGAAAGCAACGUUGAAAUGACUGGAAUGUGUAAUGAGUUAUCUAACUCGGUGGCUGAAAAGAGCUCUUCCUCCUCUGGCAUUUGUCAACUACACACCGAUCCAGCAGCAUCCGCAGAAGAGCCAUCUUUGUCUUUAGCAUCAGCCUUAAAGGAGCUUCAUGAACUCUUGAUUAUAAAUUGUAAAGGGGAUUCAAAAAUUCUUGCACCAGAAGAGGAUGCCUGUCAGCUGGCAAAGGUCCCUGAAGAGCAAGUACAAUGUGAGGAGCUUUCUAAAGAUGAACAUGGAAACAUGGGUCCAGAUGGACAGGACCUAAACAGCUCCUUUCAUCAGGAGAGGUUUGAACCGAUGAACUCUGAAGGGCCAACUGAGGAACCACCUUGUCCUGAUGAAACUGAAAACAUGAGCGUCCAGUUUUUUAAUCCUAGCCAGACAGCUGUUGAGAGAGAUGCUCUAGAGAUACAGAUGUCACCAAGUACAAGCGAUUCUGUCAUUCUGAGCUCAGUCACGACAUCGAAUCAAGUACACGUGGAGCAGGCAGAAAUUGGACCUGAACGGUCAUUAAACGACCAACAUCCAACCAAUCAGACUUUGGAGAAGAAUAAAUCGUUUCCACCGGAGCUCGUGGUGGGUGAAGAUGCCCCUCCGAACCUCUUCCCAGGAAUGCCUGGAGUAACCAACAGGUCCGCAAGUACUGAAGAUCUGAGGCCACCCCAUCAAAUUAUAGAGCGACCGCCGCACCCACCCGUCAGCUAUCCAGAACUGAGCUCCAUAGUUCCUCCACCGCCCCUUUUUCCUGCCGCUGACAUCAAUCAGAUUCUCUGUGCUGGCUUUACCCUGCAGGAAGCUCUCGAGGCUUUGGAACGAGCUGGUGGAAAUGCAGACCUUGCUCUUCUCAGUCUGCUAGCCAAGAAUAUCCGAGUUCCUACAUAGCCAUGGAAAGGGUGGCCUGACUGGUCUGUUCUUCUAGAGAAUGUACCUGAAUGGUAGAGUAACCUGCAAGCAAAAUGUUGAGCCAGAUUUUUAAACGAGCACCAUUUAUUUGCAGCCAAAGUCCAUUUAGCUUUUCUGUUUCUCUUGUUAAAUUUGGGCCUUUUAAAACAAACAAACAAAAUGUCUUGGCAUUGUGUGGACACAGUAGCUUUUAAUUCUCCUUAAGAUGAUGCAUACUGGAAUAAAAUGUAAUGUUUUUAUUUAAAUGUACAAUUUUAGAAUGAUCUUCAAUAUUAUGAAAUAAAAAGCAGAAGCCAUUGAGAAAACCAUCACCCUGUUCAGCAAAAAGCAGAUUGGGAAAUGAAUUGAAUAUGCAUGUGCGUGCAUCUACAGCCGAAGCAUAGCAUGUGAUGUUACUGAAAGAGAUGCAUACAAGCUAGCUAUUCAGUAUGGUGCAGACUGAAACGGAGCUUGUCACAGUGAAGCCUUUUGGAUUUGUACCAGUUAUCACUCUACUGUGCUUUAUAACCUGAUAUUCAUCUGUGAUGCUGAUGAACAACUGUUGCAGCUACUAGAGGUGUAUUGAUGUCCAUAGGGCUCAGGAUCCAAAAACCUUUGUGGGGCGGGGGGCAUGUAAACUUGCACUUUUUUUGUGCGUUGAAAUCUGAAGCCUAGAUUGCCAAAAUAUUUGACGCUAAUGGGCCAGUGUGUUAAAGUUUACAGGGAAAAUACUGAGUUUGGUGCUACCAAAAAUGAGACAAAGCAACUGACCUGCAGUUAUCCUCGUGGAGGAAGUGGAAAGGAAUUAUUUUACCUUUUUAGAGGUGUGCCCACCCCAUUUUCCCCCAUGCAAAAGAAAAAGUCCAGCCUUCUUAAGCAGAACCCUAAUAAUGAAAUUGCUUAACAAAAGAGAUUGCAUCUGUUGCUGUGACUUGUCUCUACCCCACACCUAGUUUCACCUUAGUACUUACAAAGGAAUUUACUGUAACUGUUCAGUGGAUGAAUUGUCUAUGCACUGAGUAGGAACAUGUGAUUUAAAGGAAUGAAGAAAUCCGCUUUGCACUAGUUUAUCUCUGCGCUUGAGAGGGAUUGGCCCCUUGACUGUAGAAAUGCUAACUGCAAAAAAACCCCUUCUUAGUGGCUUGCAGUGUACUAGUUUAGUACCACUUGAUAGGUGAGGGCUCCCCAAGUCAAGUUUUCAUUAAGGUGAACUCGAACCUAGAGCACUGAUCUGGCUUCUGUAUUACAACCAUUGUUGCCUUUUGGGAAGCCCUCACCAAGAUCUCUGUCUGUGUAGGACCCACUGAGGCUGUGCUGGGGAGGCCCUUUAUUGGGGGAUAAAAUGCUUUCUUGGGCUGAACUGCUCUUUCUGCUUCUCUACAGAGCCUUAUCGUAUUAUUAGGGAGGGGAAAAGGGAAAAGCAUGAUAAAACCUGUUACCAAAUUGUAAGUAGAAACUUUGAUUUAGUCCCAUUUGCAGAUCUCCGUGAAGUGGUAGCUUCAUGUAAAAUGUAAUCUUUAACUUCCUGCUUCAAGCAAAACAAGCUGAAGUCAUAAAUCCACAGUGGCUGGACAUCCAUCUUCUCAACACAUUUUGUACUUGGGGGGAGGGAGGGUUUGGGGGUCUCAGGCCUGUCCAUGUUUGUUCUUGCUUAGAAUAACUGCAUAUAUGUAUUUGGGGCUUUCAUGGGAGCUGAUUUACAAAAACACAUGUAUUCUGUCGGACUGCAUAGGCUUUCUGAUGUCAGUGAUGAAAGAUUUGACAGAUCUUUUUAGGUACCUAGGUAGUCAAGAAAGCCUUUGGAACAAAUAAAAAGCUUUGAGGAAUCCUGUGAACAGCUAACAGAUCUUUCACUGAAUUGUGAGUAUGUAACCUAGGCAAAAUCAGUUUAUUUUAGACUCUGUUUGAGUUGAGAUCUUGAAGAAAUGCAGGUGCUUCACAAUGUUUCCCAUGCAGCUCAUGACAGUAAGUCCCUGAUAAAAUACUUUGGUAUUCUACAUACGGCAAGCAUCCCAGAGAACGCAGUACCUCCUGUAGUGUCUCAGGCCAUUAUUGCAGAACUGUCCUAACAAGUGCUCUAAGGAGACAAGAUGCACUGCUAUAUCCAUCGCUGGUUGCAUGUGAUUCGCUAGGCUGAAAGCAGCAACUAAGGGCAAAGUUCUUCCGACACAGCGUCCUCAAACUCAAGAGCUGGGCUCUCCUCCUGUGUAUGUUCAUACAGCCCCAUGGUUUUUGAGUGGGGAGCUCCUUGAGGAGGCUGUCAGCUGGUGUAGCUCCACUGAAGACACCUGAAGGUCUGCCCUCUUGUGCGUAUCUAGAAGCUGACUUUGUGCUUUAGCAUGCAGAUUGAUUUACUGCCAGCUCCUUCAUAUGUCAGACGGGCAUCAUUCAGUGUUAUAAUGGCCCUUUCCCUGUUUGCAUUUUAUUUUGUAGAAGCAACUGCUAAUAGCUAGAUGAAGUGCGGCUGCUUUGCACCAAAACGGUUAAAGGGUCUGAUUUAAUCUUUUAAGUGGCCACGUUUACUUAGAGAUUGCACAUGCUGACAUUAUGCUGUAGAAGCUUUAGAGCAUCAGCCAAUUUGCUUCAAUACUCAGUUUUAUGCUUUGUCAAAUCUAUUGUAAGUUAAGGGAUUUUUUUUAAUGUUUUUUUUUUUUUUAAUCUGUCUUUCUGCGAAAGCCUUUUUUGAGAAUAGAUGCUAAUUAAGACUGCUAGAAUUUCCUCUGUAGCUUCCUCUAAACUGCUAGAAAAAGACUGAUGGCUAGAAACCGUUGAGCUUCAAGCUGUAAAAUAACCCUACCAAUAUUAACUAAGAUCAGUCCAAGCCUGGUGAUUUAAUCUCUGUUACAUGAAACCCUGCUUUGAGUGAGCAAUGCUACUGAAUUAAAACAGAAUGAUUUGGGGUCUUUAGAAACAAGAUUUGAUAACAAUGGUAAAAUUUAAUGUUUUGGAGAUUUCAAGCGUUUUAAAGGCAUGGUGCUCAUCUAGUGGAAUGUAUACGGUUUUCCUUGGAUGCUAAGAACUGUUGUACGCUGUUUUAUUGUGUAGUAGGUGCUUUCCCUGUUCCCUAGGUCUGUACAAUGUAUUGUGUGGAGUCAGAAGUUGGAUAAUAAUGAGAGGAGAGAUUGCAUAUAUUUGUCGUCUUUAAACAGAUUUUGUCCCUCCCCACCCCCCC
This is a messenger RNA of Gavialis gangeticus (Gharial), 6320 nucleotides long. RefSeq names its product protein DDI1 homolog 2. Gene Ontology annotation, molecular function: protein binding; aspartic-type endopeptidase activity. NCBI's taxonomy places the organism in Eukaryota, Metazoa, Chordata, Crocodylia, Gavialidae. The transcript has 9 exons. The coding region runs from base 32 to 3148 and encodes 1038 amino acids. Gene Ontology annotation, biological process: proteolysis. The record is from RefSeq and is a predicted model, not a curated record.